Pogonomyrmex barbatus (red harvester ant) is the source of this 1891-nucleotide messenger RNA. RefSeq names its product odorant receptor 49b-like. Gene Ontology annotation, cellular component: plasma membrane. Gene Ontology annotation, molecular function: olfactory receptor activity; odorant binding. Gene Ontology annotation, biological process: detection of chemical stimulus involved in sensory perception of smell; sensory perception of smell. The record is from RefSeq and is a predicted model, not a curated record. Lineage: Eukaryota; Metazoa; Arthropoda; Insecta; Hymenoptera; Formicidae.
CAAAAAUAUUCUUAAUAACAUCCUAUUUAUCGAAAAACAUACAUCAAAACGCAAGUUAAAAACAACACAAGAUUGAAAUUCUUAUAUAGAUUUAAAUUUUUAUAUCAUAUUUUAUUUGUUGUAUUCCGUAAAUUUGAGAAUUUAUUGAAACUAGAUGAUUGGUUUGAAUUAGUUUUUAAAUUAAGUAUUAAAUCGAAUUAAUUCAAGUUUUGAUCUCAUUUACCAUUGUUGCUAUUCAUUUUAUCUGAUCGUUCGAAGAAUAGAAGCCUGUCUUUCCACAAACGAGAUAAAAUAACUCGAUAUGUUCGCUAAGAAUGUUGUUCGAAAACUGAUGCGAAUAUUACAUAUGCUGCUAACAUGGGAUAUAGAGAUAAAGGAAAGCUCUCUUCAAAGAAAAUACUACCGUUAAAGAUGCAAACAUAUAAAAGGAUUGAACACAUAGAUAGUUAAUCGCGCAUUUAUUCUUAAGUACAAUUGCGGUAAUACUAUCUAGAAUAGGAAAUAGACAAAAUCAAUAAGUAAGCCUUUGCAAUUCAUCGAAUAUCAAACGUUCUUCAUCACAGAGAAUUGCUGAUAUAGCUUGCCAUAUUAUUAUUACGAAAAAUGAUCAAGAAAGAUAUCUGGCAAAGGCAAUACUAUAUUCUCAAAUUAUAUUUAACUAUCUCGGGAACAUGGCCAUAUCAUGGACUUUAUGGCAGAUACAUUCGCUUUGUGUUAAUAUUUACACUCUCCUUUACCAUUUUAAUACCCCAGUUACUUUACUUUCUUGUCUUUCUAAAUCUUGAUAAUGUAUUCGAAUGUCUACCAACGAUAAUGAUCGGCACAGUAUUCAGCUUUAAAAUACUAACGAUAAUGUUAAACAGUGAAAAAGUCAAAAUUUGUUUGAAUACAAUAAAAGAAGAUUGGUUGUUACUAAAUACAAGUAUAGAAAAAGAUAUUCUACAGCGGCAUACUAAGUUUGGACAAUAUAUUGCGACAUUUUACGCAGUUUUCAUGCAUAUGACGACAUGUCUUUUCGUGCUGAAGCCAGUCAUGCUGACCCUGUUAGCAGAGGAUGUUUUAAAUGUAACAGAAUCCACUAUACCAUUCGCGUCGAGGCUGCCCUUUCACGUGGAAUAUGGCAAACGACUCAAUCAGUACGUGUAUCCAAUAGCAGUGCAUUGUUACGCAGCUAUACUUGCUCACGCUUUCGCCACAAUUGCAAUUGACAGCUUGUACUAUACCCUAAUUCAACAUGCUUGCGGAAUGUUCUCAGCUAUUGGAUACGUGUUGGAGAACAUUGGUAAAAAUAGCGACAACAAUUUUGAUUUGAUGCCGGACAAAAUGAAAGAUGAUAAUUAUAUUAAAGUCUUAAAUUGUUUACGUAGACAUCUCCAUGUAAUAGAGUUUGCGGAACAUAUUGAAUCUAUGUAUACAAAGAUAUUUUUGCUUAAUCUUAACUUCAAUAUGAUUGGUGGCAGUUUAGCCGGGAUACAAGUAUUGAUGAAUUUAGACAAGAAUAUGAAUGACAUCGCUGGGCCUAUUACAGUCUAUAUUGCACAAUUUAUUCAUUUGUUUCUUCAUUUCUGGCAAGCUCAAUUUCUGUUGGACUACAGCGUCCUUCCGUAUGAAUCUAUAUGCAGGGCGAAUUGGUAUUAUACUUCGACAAGAUGUCAGAAACUUUUUCUUCUGAUUAUGAACAGAACGGUAUCGCCGUGCAAAAUAACCGCUGGUAAAAUAAUGGUUUUGUCCAUCGAAAGCUUUGCCGUAGUUGUGAAGGCUUCUCUAUCUUAUCUCACCGUAUUUCGAUCGCUCCAAUGAUAAUAUCUAAGCAUUCUCUGUAAAACAUUUGAGAAAAUACAUUUUUUUAAUGCAAUAAAAAUACAAUCUAAUGUAACGAGCACUAUUCUUC